Molecule: messenger RNA, 735 nt
Organism: Daphnia pulex (common water flea)
Lineage: Eukaryota; Metazoa; Arthropoda; Branchiopoda; Diplostraca; Daphniidae
Exons: 5
Coding region: 115-708 (197 amino acids)
Source: RefSeq, a predicted model, not a curated record
CCGAGGUUCCAGCUUAUUACACCACUGAAACAGUUGAAUACUACACCGAAGUAAUCAUGGGUGCUGAAUCGUUGAUGGCUGGAUUGACCACUGGUGUGCCGAUGUCUCCUGGAUAUGGCGGUUAUCAAACCACAACGACGGCGUCUGACUGCACGACAACAACAUAGGCAACGACCAGUUACUACACUGAGGCCUCCAAAAGCCCCGAAGUAUUAUUCUUCCCCGAGUUCCACCACCAAGUCAUCGGAGUAUUACACAACUACGUAUGCAGCGCCAGCUUACUACACCGUGGCUCCCAAGUACUACUUUGCUCUCAGCUACUGCACCGAGGCUCCAGCUUAUUACACCACUAAAAUAGUUGAAUACUACACCAAAGUAAUCAUGGUAAACAAUGGCCUGCUGCUGUUGGGUGUUGAAUCGUUGAUGACUGGAUUGACCACUGGUGUGCCGAUGUCUCCUGGAUAUGGCGGUUAUCAAACCACAACGCCGGCGUCUGACUGCACGACAACAACAUACGCAACGACCAGUUACUACACCGUCAAGUGUCCAGAUUAUUACAUUAUGCUCUCUCGAACUACUUACGCCAAAUCCCCGAAGUAUUAUUCUUCCUCGUGCUACACUACUAGAGGGUCGAGCACUCCGCCGAGGUUCCCAAAUAAUACACCACCAAGGCACCGGAGUACUGCACAACUGCAUAUCAUGGACUAGUCGUAUAAAAGGAGAUAAAAGGCGAAA